This is a messenger RNA of Eriocheir sinensis (Chinese mitten crab), 4032 nucleotides long. RefSeq lists its product as uncharacterized. Gene Ontology annotation, biological process: G protein-coupled glutamate receptor signaling pathway; regulation of synaptic transmission, glutamatergic. Gene Ontology annotation, cellular component: postsynaptic density membrane. The record is from RefSeq and is a predicted model, not a curated record. Gene Ontology annotation, molecular function: adenylate cyclase inhibiting G protein-coupled glutamate receptor activity; G protein-coupled receptor activity involved in regulation of postsynaptic membrane potential. NCBI's taxonomy places the organism in Eukaryota, Metazoa, Arthropoda, Malacostraca, Decapoda, Varunidae.
AUGGUUGGUGUGUCUCUCUCCUCAAUUCACGCCUCCUCCUUCUUCCUUGCAGACACGGAGACUCUUCGGAAAGACUACAAACAGGACACGAAGAUGGCGUUUGUGAUGAAGGCGAUCUACACGAUGGCUUGGGGGCUUCACAACAUGCAGAGGGCGCUGUGCCGGCCGGGCCAAGGGCUGUGCAAGGCCAUGCUGCCCAUCAACGGCUCGCUAUACAUGGACUACCUCAUGAACGUCACCUUCUCCUACCACGACGAGACGGUCACCUUCGACUCCAGGGGCGACCCCCCGGGAAGGUACAACAUUAUGAACUACCAGCUCCGCGCGGACGGGAGUUACGAGUACGUGUUGGUCGGCAUGUGGGACAACGGGACGCUGGAUAUCAAUCACACGCUGGUCGAGUUUAACACCCUGGACAGCCAACCCCCGAUCUCCGUGUGCUCCGACCCGUGCAGAUACAACGAGUUCAAGAGCGGGGACGGCACGCAGAUGUGUUGCUGGGUGUGUACGCCGUGCCUCGAGAACCAGUACCUCAAGAACGAGACGGCAUGCGAGGACUGCCAGCCAGGAUACACCCCCAACCUGAACAUGACGGGGUGUGACGCCAUCCCCGUGGAGCACCUCACCUGGGACGCCCCGGAGUCCAUCGCGUCGCUCACCCUGGCGUGUCUCGGCCUGCUGGCGACCUGCUUCACCAUGACAGUCUUCAUCAAGUACAACCACACGCCCGUCGUCAAGGCCUCUACAAGGGAGCUCUCGUACAUCAUCUUCGUGGGCAUGAUGGUCUCUUACUGCGCCACUCUGCCGCUGCUCGCUCGCCCCUCGCCCGUCGCCUGCGCCGCCUCCCGUGUGCUGCCCGGCCUCUCCUUCGCCAUGAUCUACGCGGCGCUCGUCACCAAGACAAAUCGGAUCGCCAGAAUACUCGCCGGUAACAAGAAGAUCACGAUGCGCAAACCUAGAUUCAUGUCGGCUACUGCGCAGGUGGUCAUCACGUGCGGCCUAAUUGGAAUCGAACUGGGUAUCAUCAUUGCCAUGCUCAUCCUUGACCCACCGAACAGCCGCCAUGACUACCCGAAUCUUGACCAGGUGAUGCUGGUCUGCAACACCACCAACCGCGCCAUCAUCGCCCCGCUGGCCUGGGACUUCUUUCUGAUCCUGAUGUGCACCGUGUACGCCGUCAAGACCAGGAACCUCCCAGAGAACUUCAACGAGGCCAAGUUCAUCGGCUUCUCCAUGUACACCACCUGCGUCAUCUGGCUCGCGUGGUUCCCCAUCUACUUCGGCAGCCGACACAAGAUCAUCUGUAUGAGCAUGUGCACCUCGCUCAGCGCCCUCGUCACCCUCGUGCUGCUCUUCUUUCCCAAGCUCUACAUCAUCCUCUUCAGGCCCGAGAAGAAUGACAGGUCGGCCUUCAAGACGGCCAAGACGGUGCGCUGCCACAUCGGCUCCUCCAACAAGACCAGCCUCUCGCGACCCUCGGACACCACCCCCAGCGCCGCCGUCGAGAGCAUGUACGUGGGCUCCGCUAUGCUGGGCCUCAUGCCUCCCCAGCUCACCCUCAUGCAGCGGCUCAAGACUUCCCUGGCAGCGGCGCCCUUCCUCGCCUCUGCCACAGCCGGAGCCCACGCCCGCAGCACACUCAAGAGGGAGAUCAGCGUGUGGAGCGACGCCAGCGGCAGCGGCGGGGGGGCGGCAGCCUCGGCCCGGGACGCAAUGCUGAGGCGGGCGUACGGCUCCCAGCUGGACCUGUCAGGCGAGGCGUGGAGCGGCGUGUUGCGGGAGGAGCGGGCCUGCCAGACCACGGAAGACCUGCUGGACUCCCUCAUCCCUCGGCUGCGGCGGCGCGUGGUGCGCGCCGUGCGGGAGAACAAGCUGGACGCCACCGAAGGCCGCGAGUUCUUUUCCCUCACCCACGGCUGGAUGACCUCACAGGCUGAGGCGGCGAGGAACGAGAUGCGGAGGGGAGACACAGACCCCGAGAAGGUGGCCACCGCUGCAGCCGCCAUCGCCGUCGCCGCCGCCGCUGCAGCUGCCUCGGUCACCACAGCUGCUGUCACCACCACCACCACCACCACCACUGCCGCCUCCACCACCACCACUGCCACCACACGAUCUUAUCCAAGUUCUGUGCACCCCAACACCCCUGCCGCCACCACCUCCACGACCUCCACACAGUCUGACCACCCAACUACCACCACCACUUCCACCAACACCUCCACCACACCCACGGAACAUAGCACACCAGCCCUUGUCAUUACCACCGUUGCUGCUGCCACUACCCCCGCCUCCAUCACCACCACCACCACCACCACAUCCUUCAUCACUACCCCCACCACACAGAACCAUAUCAUCACCAUUACCACCACCCCGACACCCACCACAAACAACAGCAGCGGCAACAACAACAACAAUACCACCUCCAUCACCACCAGCAAUAACAGUAACAACACCAACUCCUGCACAGUCGUUCCGGCAAGGCCCCCCCACCCGAGCGCUCCAUGCCCUGAAGCCACCACCACCACCACCACCACCACCACCUCCACCUCCACCUCCACCUCUACCACCCCCUCCACAGCCAUCACCUCCACCAAUCAUCACCAGGGCGAGGCGGGACCUGCCCUCCCCGCUGCUACCACCACCACCCCGCACCCCACCAUGAGGCCGGCCGCCUCCCAAACCCCCGUCACUGGCCGUGCCUGGAGCCAGAGGGCGGGUGAGGGCAUGAGGGCGGGCGAGGACAACGGUGGGGAGAGGCAGUGCGUGACUAGGGUGCGGGAAGUAUCAACAGUAGGGAGGGUGAACGGCGAAGAGGCCGCUGGAUGUCAGGGUGUCAGUGAGAGUGACGGGGCGGGGCUGAUGGCAGGAGACGGGGCGCUGCGUCACCCUGACGAGGCUCUCGGCGUGGAGUGCCAGGGACGUGUUCUGGAGGGUGAAGGCCCCGGCGAGGCGGGGUGGGCUCCGCCGCUCUGCUCCGCUGCCUCCAAGCAGUGCUCGGGUGAGCGGAACCUCGCCUUCGUGGGGUACGCUCCGCCCAUGCCGUGUGUGGCGGGUGGCGGGGACGGCGCCGGCGGGUGGACGGCAACUCCAGACCCUUCGACUGGUCACGUGCCGAUGGCCGAGGCAACGAUGGAGGGGGCGGCGUGGGGCGGCGGGGGUGACUGCGAGAAGCUGCUGGUAGAGGUCAAGCCGCGUGGGGCGCGGCGAGUGGAGGUGCUGGGGCGGCGGGAAGGGCGCCACCGCCGCCGCAAGGUAGGCGUGACGGCGCGCGUGGCGGACGUGCGCGGCAUCCUGCGCUGCGUCGCCUUCCCCAGGACAGACAAGACUGCGAGGGUGUCAUUUGACACGCCCGCCGCGAAUGAGUCCGCGACAAACCGGGUGGGCCAGCCGCGACCCCCAAGGUCUCGGCAGGACUCGGGUGACAGCGGGGAGCAGGAAGCGCCCUUCAGCAUCCUGGAGGAGAGCGACGCUGAGGCCUCCGACAGCUGCGAGAUGAAGACCAUCAUCAUCAGGCUGGGCAGCGGCGGCGGCGAGGAGGAGGGCGUCGGCAGCAAUGGCGGCAGCGGCGGCGGUGGCAGUGAGGGUGGCGGCGGCCGGGGACGCGGCCCCUUCAUCAACUGGCGCCCCCGCCUCGGCAGGAACCAUCCGGCGCUGUCCCGCCCCAACGCCGCCACCCCGCGGCACACGGCGCCCCGCCCCGGCCCACGCCCCGGCCCAUCCCAUCCCAACCAGCGCUCCUCUGAGCUGGUCAUACUCGACCUCCUGCGUCGCAACAAGGGCCAGGGGGCACGACUCCCCUCACCCCCUCCCACCUCAGAGCCUCCCCUCGACCAGAUAAUCCUUCCUCCCCCCCGCCAGUACUCCCCCGCCGCCGCCCACCACCACCCGCCCCUCCACAAUCAUGUCCACACGGAGCUCCCACCCGCCUCCCCCAUCCACGACACGGACGACGGCAGCACCACGCCCAUCGAGGAGUUCUUCCUGAACCACGGCGUGCGUUUUGACGCGACCUCGGCCACCUCCAAGAAGCUGUAG